UGGUGUUGGGUGUCGUCUGCGCGUAAACGGCAGAAAAUGAAAAGUGCGCGAUUUUGUGAUAACUGAAGAAAAGUGAUUGCAUGGCGAAAUUUAGUGACAAAAAAAAAAUUCAAUAUAAAUGUUUUCAUAUAUACAUUGUGUUUGAAAUGGUGACGCGACUGAUAAUGCCAGACGAAUGUGAAUGCAAUGCGAAAAUUAUCGCAAGCAAAGUGAACAAAAAUGAAGUAAAGCGCAGUGAAGACGUUACGCAGUGAAAAUGUCCGGUGCACUUCCGGUGAUAAAUAUUGAAUGACAUAAAUUCCAUGAGUGAAUAAUGUGAAAAGUACGUACUCGUACGUAAAGCACACAAACGCAAAAGCAAUGAAAAUAAAGUGAUAAUGGGACAACAAUUAACGUAUCCUGCGAAAUAACUCAGGAACAGAGUUUCUAACAAAACAAAAAGUAAAAAAAAUACCAAAAAAGACGUAGUCCACAAAAGGCGGCACACAAAUUGUUCAUACCAAAAAAAAAAACUCACAAAGCAACAACAACACACACAAAUGCAUUACCGGCACUUUUGCAUUAUCUCCCUCUUCCUAGUCGUGUUGCUAUCACUUCACCUGGCAGCACGCGCUACCGACAUUGCCGGUGAUAGUGACAGCAAAGAGGACGAUGAUGAUGAACAUACUGUAGCGCUAACUUUGCCAAUGCCAAUAUUGUCAAGCAGCGAACUUAGUCAUUUGCAGCGACGCAAUGUAGACGCAGUUAGCAUAGGCUCGCUCGAGGCAAGGAUGCAGCAACAAUUGGUCAAAGAAAAACAACGGCGUAAAAGCCAGCAACAGCGACAACGUUUUCGACGACAACAACAACAGCAACAGCAGCAGGAGCAACAACACCGCCGGCAACAGCGUCGUCAAAGGCAAAAUAAAAAAUCACGCAACUCCUCAGCGCUUAGUGCGUCCACUUAUGUGGCUGCCAGAGCCGGUGAUGGCGGUGGUGUUGCCACGGACGAGGAUGUUGCUUUGGAGUUGGAAAGUGCUGACUAUAGUAAUGUUGAUGGCGAUUCGAUGUUAGCUGCUGUUGCUGUCGCCGCCGCCGCCGCCGCCACCGCCGCCCCCGCUGACACCGACAAUGCAGCUGAAGAAUCGGACGACGGCUCCUCAUCAGCGAUAUCGUUGGAUGACAGCAACGACGAUAAGGUGCCCUUCGACAUUUACACUUGUUGCAGUGAAGUAUUUGGCUCAUGUCGUACAUCAUGCGAAAAUCUUUCCUUAGUGCAGCUGGCCACUACCGAUAACGCAAAUGGACGUGGGCUACGUUUGGAGUUAAAAAAAUAUUGUGCCCCAAUGCAAAUCAGUUUUUGGAGUUGCAUGAAUCGCACAUUGGAAGCCGUUGCACGUGGCGCUCAGUGGUCGGGUAGACGUUGCUGUGCUUUGGGCUUGUCGCCGCGUUGCCGCAAUGCCUGCGCCACAUCAGAAUCGACUGCGCAACCACAACUAAUCAACGCGUGCCGUCAAAGUGAUGAGCAACAUAUGUUUGCUUGUUUUGAACAUCAGGAGGCUGGCGAUCGUUGUUGUAGUACGGCGCGCACUUCGGAAUGCCUGCAGGCCUGCCGCGAUGUCUUUGAACCGCAUGCCACACACAAACGCAACGGCCACCACCGACUGCGCGAGAUGUGCCACGAGGAACGCGAGGCCGAGCUGCUGCAAUGCGUACACAACAUAACGGGCAUGACACCGGUGACAAACUCCCACAAAUAUCUGCCCUGCUGUGAGUUCUCCAGCGUAGACAGCUGUCGGCGCACCUGUCGCUCGGUGUUGAAUAGCACCGAAAGCAUAGACAUAAUUAUUGGCGAGCUAGAGGUGGGCGGCUGUGGCAUGCCGCUGCCACAUUUACCGCUUUGGCAGUGCUUCUUGACCGCAGAGCGUAAAAUCUUCGUGCCAGCCACUAAAAGCACCAACGAGCUAUCGCAGAUCAAUCAGAUCGGCAUCGAUUCGGCUAAGCUGCAUUGCUGCGAGAAAGCGGUGUCCACAAAGUGUCGGCGUCUCUGCGUGCAGACUUACUCUAACGAUUGGACAGCGACGCGCGCGCUUUUUGAAACUUCCUGCCUGCUGGAGCGCAACGAAUUAGAGUUGCGACAGUGUGUCGACGAAGUAGACGAACCAUGUGAGUUGGGCUGUGAUGGGCUGAGCUUCUGCACUAACUUCAAUAAUCGUCCGACGGAGCUAUUUCGCAGCUGUAAUGCCGUCGCGGAUGUAGCAGCGCGUUCCGAUCUGCAAAUGUGGCAACAGAAUGGCUCCGUUAGCUUGGAUGGCUUCGAGCUGCCCAUCAAGAAUAUGACACGCUGCGCGCCCGAGCAGUGGAAGGCUAUCGCUUGCGCGCUACAAAUUAAACCAUGCACGCGCAAUCGCCACUACAACCACAUUUGUCGCGAGGACUGCUAUGAGAUACUGAGCGAGUGCAUGGAUUGGACGCGCAUGAACUCGGCGCUUAAUGCGGAAUCAGUAUGCGCGCGUCUCCAUCCCGAUGGCGAUGAUGUGCCUUGCGUAUCGUUGCGACCAUAUCGCGAAGAGAGUGAUGCACCUAAGGAAACUGGCGGGCACCAUGGACUGACAGCGCCCUGCAAGGGUCAUCCAUGCAACGGCAGUGAAGCGUGCAUAGCGCGCCGGAAUGAAAGCAACGCCUAUGAAUGUGUGCCCGGCUGUAGUCUCGGUGAGGCGUCAAACUAUUUGGUGCCCUUUGGCGCUUAUGUGCGCAUACCAGUGCUGCAGGGCGUGAAGAUGGGCGGUAUUGGGGGCGAAGGUCCGGUGGGCGCUUUCAAGGUGUGUCGCUGUGGCGCGCAGGGACGCAUCGAGCACUGCCAACCGCUGCCGAGCUUCUCUUACGCGAACUGCGUGCUGCCGGGUGGGCGCAGUUUUCGGCAUGGUACCUCUUUCUAUCUGGAGUGCAACUUGUGUAGCUGCUUUGCGGGCGAGAUUACAUGCACCAAGAAGCAGUGUCGACUGGCAGGCUACAAUGAUCCCUCGUACACCAGCCUGCCCUGCAACUGCCCGACCCACUUUGUGCCCGUCUGUGGCAGCAAUGGCAACACCUACCACUCGGCUUGCCUCGCUAAAUGUCUCGGCCUGCAGGACAGUGAAAUGCAGUAUGGAGCGUGCGCUACAUUGAGUCCGUGUCGUGAGGGCGCCUACAGCUGUCCAGCGGGUCAUCAGUGCCUAGCACAACGCAAAAUAUGCUUGUCAUCGAUGCAUCGACCGUGUCUGCAGUACCAGUGUGUCAAUCUCACCAGCGGCUGUUCGUCCAUUGAAUCCCGCCCCGUCUGCGAUACGCAGCGACACACGCACGCUAGCGCUUGUGACCUGCUGGAAGCGCGCGCAUCUUUCGCUCACUGGGGCUCCUGCUUCAGCAGCUGCACCUGGCAAGGCCCUGUAUGCGGCAUCAAUGGCGUCACAUACGCGCACGAGUGUGCCGCCUGGGCGGAUUACAUCAUUGUAGACUAUCAUGGUCGCUGUCGCGAAGUAGGCCUCCUUGCAGCAGAUAUGGGCCGGCGCUGUCGCACUGUGAAAUGCCCGCGUCUACCAUCGCCCUACUGUCGCGGCGUUGUGCCGCCCGGCGCUUGCUGUCCCAUCUGCGCAGGCGCAUUUCGCGUCGUCUAUUCGCGCAAGCAAAUCGAUCGCGCGCUAUAUGCAGUGCGCGGCCAACAUAAGGAUCUGUUGACGUUGAAUAGUGUGCUGCAAGCGCUGGAUGCGCUUGUACAGCUGGCUGAGUGUCAACUCACUGGCUUUCUCACCAUGGAGGUGGGUAUCUUUGUGGCGCUUGUACCGCGCGCGGCGACGCCGACGCGCAUACAAAUUGAAGCGUGUGCGCGUGAAGCAGAACGCAUUUCAACGCUGAUCGAUGCGCAGUCGCAUGAAAUUACAACGAAUUUGUUGCUUUCUGGGCUGACAGUUUCGCAUUUGGUGGAGGAGAAUGUGGAUGGUGGUGGUAGGCGAAUGCUGGUUAUGCCCAGUUUGGCGAUCAUUGUGUCGCUGACGUUGUGGACGCUACAGUCUAAACGCGUUUUAUAGUUAUAGCAUUUGAGUUGUUACCUGUUGUGGGUGAAAUGGAAGAUGAAAAAGUGUUUUUGUAAAACUGCUGAGUGAAUUCUUAGUGCCAAUUUAGUUGUAGUUUGAAUGUUUUGUUUUUAAUCGAAAAUCAAGCCAAAUGUAAAUAGGAAUGUGUAUUCAAAUAGUUUAUUUUAGUGAGUCUAGCAAUAUACAUACAUAAGUAGAUUUUAAGUAGUUAACUUUUUGUUAAUGAUUGCACCCUUUCUAAUUUUUGAAGAAAAAUAUCAAAUAAGUAUUUGUAAAUAUUGCUUAGGCUGCUUUAAGAAAUCAUCGGUGAGAUUAUUUAAUCUUAAACAAUACAUAUGCAUGUAAGUAUGUACAUAGAUUUAUUUAUGUAUGUGCAUUGCAUACUGUCCAUAUUUGUAUA
Molecule: messenger RNA, 4452 nt
Organism: Rhagoletis pomonella (apple maggot)
Lineage: Eukaryota; Metazoa; Arthropoda; Insecta; Diptera; Tephritidae
Gene: Reck
Product: reversion-inducing cysteine-rich protein with Kazal motifs
Exons: 9
Coding region: 540-4046 (1168 amino acids)
Biological process (GO): extracellular matrix organization
Cellular component (GO): plasma membrane
Molecular function (GO): protein binding; metalloendopeptidase inhibitor activity
Source: RefSeq, a predicted model, not a curated record